CCAAUAAUCCAGAUUUCUAAAUAAUGACCCUCUUUGUGUAACUUUUCAUCCUCCCAUCUCCCUAGCAUAGCUAGCUAGCGCUUGUCUUCACGAUGAGCGCUCUGAUGAUCCUCUUAGUCUUGUGCGCCUGUACUGUCUCCACAUACGCCUCCAACUACAAGGAAUCAGAGAAGGUGCCGAUAUACGUGAACAAGGUGGGGCCGUACUUCAACCCCCAGGAGACCUAUCAUUAUUACACCCUCCCCGUCUGUGUACCAGACAAGAUUGAGCAUCGUAGUCUAACACUGGGGGAGGUGCUGGACGGGGACAGAAUGGCCGUCUCUCUUUAUGAGAUCAAGUUCAGGGAAUCAUUUGAUCGGAAGGUCCUCUGUACCAAGUCCAUGACCAAUGAGAAUAUGGAGGCUAUAAAGGAAGCAGUGGAGGACCUAUACUACUUUGAGUUUGUGUAUGAUGACCUCCCUAUACGAGGGUUCAUAGGUCACCUGGAGGAGGGGUCGUUUCUGCCUCACAGACACAAGACGUUCCUCUGGUCACAUCUUCACUUUCAUUUCGAGUAUAACGGUGACCAGGUGAUAUCAGCCAACGUGAGCACUAAGGGUAUGAGCCCACUCUCUCUGGAUGACCUGGAACCUCCUUAUAAGGUCACCUAUACCUACAGUGCCAAGUGGACCCCCACCAAGGUCCGCUAUGCUGACAGGAACAUCAAGAAGCAGGUGUUCUUCCCCAAGAGUCUAGAGAUCCACUGGCUGUCCAUCAUCAACUCUGUAGUGCUGGUUUGUCUGCUGCUUGGCUUUGUCAUGCUCAUUCUUUUACGUGUGUUGCGUAAUGACUUUGCCCGCUACAACCUGACGGAUGAUGAGAGCGAGGACAUUGACCAGGAUGACUUUGGAUGGAAGAUCAUCUCCACAGAUGUAUUUCGUUACCCUCCUCAUAAGAGCAUCCUCUCAGCCGUCCUUGGUAAUGGCUCUCAGUUUCUGGCCCUGUCUGUGUUCAUCAUCAUCCUAGCUAUACUAGGCAUGUUCAACGUCCACAGGCACCACGCUAUGAACUCGGCUGCUAUCCUCCUCUAUGCCUUCACUUGUUGUAUCUCUGGGUUUGUGUCCUGCAACUUCUUUGUUAAGCUGGGUGGUCGUAACUGGGUGUGGAACAUCAUUCUCACCAGCUGUCUCUUCUCCCUGCCAUUCUUUGUUGUGUGGAGCUUUGUGAACACAGUGGCCUUCAUCUAUAGCUCCACCCAGGCCCUCCCCUUCACUACUAUCCUGCUCAUCCUCACCAUCUGGCUACUAGUGGGUUUUCCCCUGACUGUCCUGGGUGGUAUACUCGGUAAGAACAUGGCGAGUGGUUUUGAUGCACCGUGCAGGACCAAGAACAUAGCCCGGGAGAUCCCAGCUGCCCCCUGGUAUCGCAGCCUCCCUAUCCACAUGGCCAUUGGAGGGUUCCUACCCUUCAGUGCCAUCAGUGUUGAACUAUACUAUAUAUUUGCCAAUGUGUGGGGGCGUGAGCCGUACACUCUGUACGGGAUUCUAUUGGUUGUCUUCUUUAUCCUCAUCAGUGUGACUGCCUGUAUCUCCAUUGCCCUCACUUACUUCCAGCUCUCCACAGAGGACUACCGCUGGUGGUGGAGGUCUGUCUUCUCCUCAGGGUCAACCAGUCUGUUUGUGUUUGGAUACGCCCUCUUCUACUACUACAAGCGCUCACACAUGUAUGGUGUGCUGCAGACUGUCGAGUUCUUUGGCUACACAAUGUUGGGGUGUUACGUGUUCUUCCUCAUGCUGGGCUCUGUGUCGUUUUUUGCUUCCCUCACUUUUGUCCGCUACAUUUAUCGCAAUCUGAAGAUGGACUGACAUUGAAUAGAGAGACUGAUUUAGAGUUAGUCACUCUCGACAUGAUGCAUACGUUGACAAUAUUGUUCAGUUUAAAUCGUAUUUUGCUUUAAUAUAGUUAUAAUUAAUCAUUGACAUAAUUUAUUAUUAUUAGUUACAUGG
Halichondria panicea is the source of this 1985-nucleotide messenger RNA. RefSeq names its product transmembrane 9 superfamily member 1-like. The coding region runs from base 93 to 1844 and encodes 583 amino acids. The record is from RefSeq and is a predicted model, not a curated record. Lineage: Eukaryota; Metazoa; Porifera; Demospongiae; Suberitida; Halichondriidae. Gene Ontology annotation, biological process: protein localization to membrane. The transcript is spliced from 13 exons. Gene Ontology annotation, cellular component: membrane.